UAUUUGCGGAAGAUGCGUCCACGUUCAUAAAAAUCUCUUAAUACCAAUACAUCCAUGAUAGAAAUAUGUUCCAGUUCAACCUGAUAUUAACAAAGCAUUUUGCAUGCCCUUGUCGUAGCAACGCUUUUAUUUUCAGUUAAAGUAUGUGCAGACUUUAGUGACAGAAACUUCUGGAUCGCUCUGCUGCGCUCUAGAUGCCGCAAGCAGUCAGCGGGCGUCACCGUUUGUUGUGACGGCGCAAACCGGUGAAGCGACCAAUGAGUCAGCAGCUGAUCGGGGCUAAUUUUACCUAACGAACCUAUAUAUAACGACAGCAGCCCUGGUGAACACAUCUGCACAAGAGACCUGCUAGUUUUUUACCAAGUCGUUCGGUUUUUAGAGCUAACAAUGUCAGUUCCAGUAGCUGCAUUACAACUGAGCACAUCAUCCAGCCCGGGUCUGCUGGAGCACAACAUUCACAUCAGCGACAUAGAUUUGGAAAGGAUUUCCAGUGACAAUGAAAACGACACUCUGCCUUUACAUUCUCCGUGGACUUUCUGGCUUGAUAGAUCUCUACCAGGAGCAACAGCAGCUGAAUGUGAGUCAAACCUGAAGAAAAUCUACACCGUGGAGACCGUCCAGAACUUUUGGAGAGUUUACAACAACAUACCCAUUGUCUCCAGCUUGCCAUUGAGAUGUAGCUAUCAUCUGAUGAGAGGAGAAAGAAAACCACUCUGGGAAGAAGAAAGCAAUGCUAAAGGUGGUGUUUGGAAGAUGAAAGUACCCAAAGAAUGCACCUCUGUUGUCUGGAAGGAGUUGCUAUUGGCUACUAUUGGAGAACAGUUCAUUGAUUUUUGUGCCUCAGAUGAUGAAGUAGUCGGGGUCAGCGUCAGUGUAAGAGACAGAGAAGAUGUGUUUCAGGUCUGGAAUGGAAACGCUUCUUGUGCUAACGAGUCCAACAUCUUAGGAAGGAUCAAUGAGCUCCUUCCACAAAUACCUUUUAAAGCAGUGUUUUACAAACCACAUGAGGAGCACCACGCUUUUGAAGGAGGUCGAAGACAUUAGCACAUAUUGCACAUCAGGAGUCUUGAGAUAUAUAUGUUUUUUUUUUUACUUUUGAACAUGUUUUGGAUAAUAUUUGGGCACAUUUUGAAGCAAUUGAGUUCAUAGUUGCUUAAUGUAUUAUCUUAAAACUAGGGUAGGCAUUUUUCUUUUGGUGUCAUUAAAUACAAAGUAAUAACCUUUCAGCAUAUUGUAAUUCAAGUGGUCUGAGAGAAAACCAGACUUCUGCACCUCCUCUUGGCUCUGUUUUUCGGUCUUUAGAAAAUCUUGCCCGUGAUGGGAGAAUUUGGCCAAUCACAGGUCAUUUCAGAUAAAGUGCAUUCCUAUUGGCUGGUUUACAAAAGUAGAUGCAUGUGUACGUUCCUUCAGAUGGUGAAAGCCUGAUUCAAUGCUGGAUAAUACGGCAGAAAAAGUUGCUAUUACAGCAUUGGCAGAAACUGCCUAUGGUGCAAAGCAACGCAAAAAAAUGGAAGACAGGCAAUAAAGGCAAUAAAACGUGCGUCAAUAUCGGCGAAGCAUUUCAGAGAUGGAGAGAAAAUGUUGCUAAUAGUUUAGCCUUCUGCAGUCACAGUCACAAUGAAGAUGAUAUGCCGGUGCUCGUCUGGUGGGAGGGGCUUAGGACAGAGAGGGAGAGCUGCAGAAGGAGGGCUGUUUUGGUUGUUGUUGCCUUUUUCAGAAAACUGCCUACACCGGCUUUAAUUACAGUACAUUAAAUGUAGCCCAUGUAUUAUGAUUCUCAAUCAAUGGAAUUUCCCAUCUUCUGAGCACAUUCAUAAUUUUUUUUUAGUCGUAAACAAAAAAACAUUUCAGUUUGAUUUUAUCUGUGGCAGUGUUUGUGUGUUUUUAUACUUCCACAUUUUGCAACCAAAACAGCAGAUCAUGUACAUGUCAGGAUUAUUUAGAUGUAUUAUAGCAUAUUGUGUGCAGUUUGCUGAGCACAGACACAGCUAGGUCUUUGAAUUAAAUCUCAUUUUUAGAUCUAAGAGGAGCCCUAGUUUCACAAAGCAAACCUUUAUCUUAACAAUGCGUUGCAAGGCUUUUCUAGGGAGCUCUUUUCUCCGUUUUGUAUGUUACAGCCAAAUACUGUUGCCUAACAUAAAUCUUUAGAGAUGAAAAUUGCACAUUCGUUUUUUCUUUUAUUUUUUAGGAUAUCAGCGGAUUGUAAAAGAAAAUAUGUUCUUGUUACAAUAAAAUGACCUCAGCGCACAAAAGUAGAUGCUGAGAAAUAUAUGCAAUCAUUUCUAUUCUGUAGAAUUUGAAGCAAAUUGGCAGUGUUGUGGUUGUCAUUUUGUUUAAGCAUCUGUCCCAAAUCAAGCACUUUGUGUGUGUGUGUGUGUGUGUGUGUGUGUGUGUGUGUGUGUGUGUGUGUGUGUGUG
Molecule: messenger RNA, 2417 nt
Organism: Perca flavescens (yellow perch)
Lineage: Eukaryota; Metazoa; Chordata; Actinopteri; Perciformes; Percidae
Product: eukaryotic translation initiation factor 4E type 3
Exons: 7
Coding region: 388-1044 (218 amino acids)
Biological process (GO): translational initiation
Cellular component (GO): eukaryotic translation initiation factor 4F complex
Molecular function (GO): RNA 7-methylguanosine cap binding; translation initiation factor activity
Source: RefSeq, a predicted model, not a curated record